UUCCAUGAAAACCUGCCUGCCCAAGGCUCUAUAGGCCCCUAACCGUCACCGUGGAUAUCAACUCUCUCCUCAAGGAUCCCGACUCAAAUGAGUCCUCCAAAUCCCCCCCUCAUCAUACCCGAGCCGCAUCAGUUCCUCUUCCAGCGACCCCAGCCGCCUUGACGACGGCACCCAUUCCCGGACCAUCAUUGUACGCUCCUCCGCGUUUAGGAGCGGUAGGACCAGGGCCAAACUUAGCAGGGGCAGUACCGGUAAAACGCAGCAUGUCACCACACGCGGCGGAAUCGCCUGCCAAGAAACAGAGCAAAUGGACUCAAGAAGAAAAUGACUUGAUUACUAAACUCCGGGGAAAUGGUAUGAAAUGGGACGACAUCUCCAAGAGAUUACCAGGAAGGAGCGCCAUUAGCUGUCGCCUACACUACCAAAACUACCUCGAGAAAAGGAGCUGGUGGGAUGAGGAGAAGAAGAACAAACUCGCUAGACUAUAUGAGAGGUUGAAGCAUGAGAUGUGGAUCAAAGUAUCCCAGGAGAUGGGAAUACCGUGGCGUACGGCAGAGGCGAUGCAUUGGCAGCUUGGAGAGCAGGACAUACAACGCCGUGCGGGAGUGGCACAACCCUUCGUGAUGUCUCCGGUAACGACGGAUGAGCCCCACGGCGGUCCUAGGAUAUCUACACGGCAUGCGCAUUCGCAUUCGCACUCACAUUCGCAAGGCGGCCUUUCUCGGAACGUGACGCCUGGACCUGGAAGAGGCUACGAGCGCGGGGAGCCUUCGACGUCUAGCAGACCUCUUGCGUCGAGGAGGGAGAGCAUACCACGCCACGUCCCCGUAUACCCCGAACACGUACCCGAAAGUUAUGGUUACCACCAACAUACUCCCAUGCCCCUGGCUCCUAUUAAGACAGAAUCCCAGCCUCCUUUGCCAGGAAUGUUGCCGGGAGUCGCGGAGCUCACUACGGGCGUAAGCCCGUAUAACACGAUGGCGUAUUCCAUCCCGAGCCCAAGCCCUGGUCCCAACACCGCGCCGAGCUCUUGGACCACUCACAUGGGUUUCCCGCCGACCCCAGAACCAACCGGCUCGAAACGACGAAGGAGCCCGGAGACUAGCCACCACCUGUCUCCAGACCUAAGGCGAAGACACUUAGAUCCGCGGCAGUGACUACAUGGCAGACAGCCACAGAGCGAACCUGGCCUUGCAAUAAGGUCUAAGGAAAGAACGAGUUACGACAUUUGAUUAGG
Annulohypoxylon truncatum is the source of this 1237-nucleotide messenger RNA. RefSeq lists its product as uncharacterized. Lineage: Eukaryota; Fungi; Ascomycota; Sordariomycetes; Xylariales; Hypoxylaceae. The record is from RefSeq and is a predicted model, not a curated record. Bases 264 to 1157 code for a protein of 297 amino acids. The transcript is spliced from 2 exons.